Molecule: messenger RNA, 1696 nt
Organism: Xiphophorus hellerii (green swordtail)
Lineage: Eukaryota; Metazoa; Chordata; Actinopteri; Cyprinodontiformes; Poeciliidae
Product: neural proliferation differentiation and control protein 1
Exons: 10
Coding region: 283-1335 (350 amino acids)
Cellular component (GO): membrane
Source: RefSeq, a predicted model, not a curated record
CUUUGCGUCACACGCUUCUGAUCUUUUACCAGAGCUCAGUGGCAGCAGCAGAAGAAGAGUCAAGAGGAUCAGAUAGAUCCGCAACACAACAGACCCGCUCCGAUUUGCUUCUGUUUCCUACGCUCGACAGAGGUUCUCCCUCCCUUAGGCGCCAGGGGAUGGAGGGAUGAUCCACACCGACUCCCCUCCGCAAGAUCUUCCUCCUCUUCUCCCUCCUUCUCCUCCUCUUCCUCCGCCUAUUCUGUACUUCGAUCCUCGCGCGCCGCUGGAGCUGUGGCCUGGAUGCGGACUCCGAUGCUCGGCAGAACUGCGGUGUUUGCGGCCCUGUUGGCCCUCAGUACCUGCCUAACAGGUUCUAACUUAUGUCCUCGCAGUUUGGACUGUGCCCGAGCAGGACGGCACUUCUGCCGACAAGGCAGCUCACACUGCGGGCCCUGCCUGUACCCUCUGGUGGAGGAUCAUCAUGGCCGCUGUGUUGACAUGAGAAGACAUCUUCAUCAUUCUGCUCAGGCUGCUAAAGGUAAGGUGAGGGCUUACCCUGAGCUGGAUGAGGAGAUUGACAUCCUGUCGGGCAUCAUCAGUGAGCAGAGAUCCGAGUCCAAGAUGCCAGUCCCACCCUCCCAGGACAUGAAGGCAGAGCAGCUCAUCAGGCCGAUCUCCAAACACAGAGGAUCCCCCACAGACCAGCCCACCAGCCUGAGCAUCACACUCAGCACUACAAGUGCACCUUCCACUACCAACUACAGCCCUGGUCGGCUGGACGAGCCCCGCAUCACCACCUACCCCCCCAAUGACCAAGUGUUUCUCAUUAUGACCAGUGUGAUCAUCACAGUAUGCUUGCUGGUCUUGGUCAUAUCUGGAAUCUGCUGUGUGAGAAUGGUGAGAGACGCAUAUCUGGAAGCUCAGAAGUUGGACUAUCCUGCAUGUGAAACCCAAAACUUUGGAAACUUUCCUGGGGACCAGAAACUGGCCCACAGUGCCCAGAUGUACCACUACCAGCACCAGAAACAACAGAUGCUUUCCCUGCAGCAACACAGGGAUGAGCUCAGACCACCUGACACAGGAACAUCGACAGAUGAGGAGAAUGAUGGAGAUUUCACCGUCUACGAGUGUCCUGGGCUGGCACCAACAGGAGAGAUGGAGGUGAAGAACCCGCUGUUUGACGACGCCAACCUUUACCUACACAGAUUCCACAAGCUCACAUGUCUGAGUCUGAAGGUUCCUGCCUGCCUCUUUGCAUCUGCUCCGGAACAGAGCUCAGCCAGGAUGGGCACCAGAGACACUUUGAAGCAGGAAUCUGGAGAUGAAGCCUUGGCUCUGUCUCACCAUCAGUGAAGAUGUGAAGGAGCUCGUCAAAUACACAAACCCCUCCAGCAGACGUGUGGUUUAUCCAGAUUGACAGAGCUUGUGGAGCAAAACGGACAGUUCAUGGGGCAUGCAAAGCAAAGAUCAAAUUGUCAUGUUGCCUUUUUAUUUAUUUUUAUGUUCUUUUUUCCCUCUGCUGAAAGCUAAACACAAAUCCCUGCUGAUUUUUCUUUAGGUUGUUCUCUUCCGGAUUAACAAUUCUGUAAAGGAGCUUUAGAACAAUACAACCUGUCUUUGGCCUCUUUAUAUGUUCUCCGUAUGUUUAGCUUGCAUGUGCAUAUAUCAAAGCUGUAAUAAAAUAAAUAAAUAUUUAUAAGAUCUUAAGUGUAAA